AAGGCGGGGCGGAGGCGGGGAGGAGGCACCGGGCCGCAGACGCCUAAGGUAGCUGACAGAACCGCAGCGGCUCACCCCUCCCUUUCUCGGAACGUGGUUGGGCAUCUGCCGCUGGCACACGCCGCUACAAGAGGGCUCGGGGCGGGAGAUGACGGCGGUGUGCUCGCUGCUUGGCCCUCUGCGAGCACCGGCUUCCUUCUCCUUGCAGCCGGAGCUGCAGACCUAGUAGGGCUUCCUCAUCCUCCACCAAAAGUCACAUUCAGCUUGGAGAAGUGACUGCUAGGUGCCGGCUAUGAUUAGACUGUAAGGACUCUGCUUGAAGUAGAUACUGAUGUAGGCACCUCGCAGAUGAUAGAGCGAAGCACGAAAACAGGUCAGUUUGGAAGUGGAGGGGGAGAGAAAAAUGGAUUCUUAUUUCUCAGUGAAGAACUCGACGCUUGCUGGUAAUAUGAAUGAGACUUUGCCUGCCUCUCAUGGAUUUAAUGCCACCGGCGACCCACCUUCAAUGUCAAUAACUCGGCUCUUCCCGGCCUUAUUGGAGUGCUUUGGCAUAGUCCUUUGUGGCUACAUAGCGGGAAGGGCCAAUAUCAUAACCUCAACACAAGCCAAGGGACUGGGGAAUUUCGUCUCCAGAUUUGCCCUUCCAGCUCUAUUAUUCAAAAACAUGGUUGUGCUUAACUUCUCCAAUGUGGACUGGGCCUUUCUCUACAGUGUCUUAAUCGGCAAAGCCUCCGUGUUUUUCAUUGUAUGUGUAUUAACCUUACUGGUGGCCAGUCCUGAGAGCCGGUUUAGCAGAGCGGGACUAUUCCCUAUUUUUGCUACACAGAGUAAUGACUUUGCUUUGGGAUACCCUAUAGUUGAAGCUCUGUACCAAUCUACAUAUCCAGAGUAUCUGCAGUACAUUUAUUUGGUGGCACCAAUAUCUCUUAUGAUGUUAAACCCUAUAGGGUUUAUCUUCUGUGAAAUCCAGAAGUCAAAAGACACUCAAAAUGCUUCUCAAAAUAAAGCAAAAAUUGUGGGCCUUGGAUUUCUACGUGUGUUACAGAACCCAAUAGUAUUUAUGGUCUUUGUUGGCAUUGCCUUCAAUUUUAUUCUUGAUAAAAAGAUCCCAGUAUAUAUGGAAAACUUUCUGGAUGGGCUUGCAAACUCCUUCUCUGGAUCAGCCCUGUUUUAUCUUGGUCUGACCAUGGUAGGAAAAAUCAGGCGACUGAAGAAGUCGGCGUUUGUGGUUCUUACUCUUCUCAUCACAGCUAAACUCCUGGUGCUGCCCCUUCUAUGCAGAGAAAUGGUGGAACUCCUGGACAAGGGGAACAGCGUAGUGAACCACACAAGUCUGUCCAACUAUGCGUUUCUAUACGGUGUCUUCCCUGUGGCUCCGGGAGUGGCUAUCUUUGCUACACAGUUCAACAUGGAAGUAGAGAUUAUAACCUCAGGAAUGGUAAUAAGUACAUUUGUGUCUGCUCCAAUCAUGUAUGUCUCUGCCUGGCUAUUAACCUUCCCCACCAUGGAUGCUAAGCCACUGGCAUAUGCCAUUCAGAGUGUUAGCUUUGAUAUAAGUAUUAUCAGCCUGGUCUCCUUGAUCUGGUCCCUGUCUGUUCUUCUCUUGAGUAAGAAAUAUAAGCAGCUCCCUCAUAUGCUCACAGUGAAUUUACUCAUCGCUCAGACUAUUGUUUGUGCUGGAAUGAUGAUAUGGAAUUUUGUUAAGGAAAAAAAUUUUGUUGGACAAAUUUUGGUGUUUGUUUUAUUGUACAGCUCUCUGUACAGCACCUAUCUAUGGACAGGCCUUCUAGCAGUUUCUUUGUUUCUCUUGAAGAAGCGCGAGAGCGUUCAGCUCCCGGUGGGAAUCAUCAUCAUAUCUGGCUGGGGGAUCCCUGCUCUCCUCGUGGGCGUGCUUCUGAUAACUGGAAAACACAACGGAGACAGCAUCGACUCGGCCUUCUUUUAUGGAAGAGAGCAGAUGAUCACCACGGCAGUCACCCUGUUCUGCAGCAUUCUCAUAGCUGGGGUGUCACUCAUGUGCAUGAACCGCACCACCCAAGCUGGUCACUACGAAGGUUUCGGCCAACCUCAGAACCACAAACCAGUAGAGCCUGGAAGCACUGCAUUUGAGGAGAACCCAGCACCAACAAAUGAACCAGAACUCUUCUCAAGGUCUAUCCCAGAAACAAGUUGCUGUUCUUGCUCCUUGGGAAAUGGUGAAUUACGCUGUCCAUCAAUAGAGCCAGUAAGGAACUCAAGUGCUAGUGGGCCUAUGCCUUCUUCCUUUGAGAAAACUGACCACUGUGUGAGCCGCUGCGACUCCCAGAGCUGCAUCCUCGCCCAGGAAGAAGAGCAGUACCUGCAGAGUGGAGACCCACAGCUGACCCGGCAUGUCCUCUUGUGCUUGCUUCUCAUCAUCGGCCUCUUCGCUAAUCUCUCUAGCUGUCUGUGGUGGCUGUUCAACCACGAGACGGGACGGCUCUAUGUUGAAUUACAGUUUUUCUGUGCUGUGUUUAACUUUGGCCAGGGAUUUAUUUCCUUUGGAAUCUUUGGGCUGGACAAGCAUCUAAUCAUCCUACCUUUCAAAAGAAGGCUUGAAUUCCUGUGGAACAACAAAGAAGCAGCAGCAGACCGAGAAUCCCCGGUUUCUGAGGAAAUAAAAAUGACCUGUCAACAGUUUGUGCAUUAUCACCGCGACCUGUGCAUCCGAAACAUCGUCAGAGAAAGAAGGUGUGGUGCCAAGACUUCUGCCGGGACCUUCUGUGGCUGUGACCUAGUGAACUGGCUCAUUGAAGUCGGCCUUGCUUCUGACCGAGGUGAAGCUGUGAUCUACGGAGACAGACUGGUGCAAGGGGGUGUCAUUCAGCACAUCACCAAUGAAUAUGAGUUUCGGGACGAGUAUCUGUUUUACCGAUUUCUUCAGAAGAGUCCUGAGCAGAGCCCUCCUGCUGGUACUCUAAGAGACCACCAGGAAGAAAGCUAUAAAGAAAUCGGUCAGUCAUCUCCACCCUCAGUCUCGCCUAAGACUUAAGUUCCAGAGAGAGCCCCACAGGAAUCAUACCCUAUAGCCUCCUAUCUGAUCCUUUUAGCUGUGUGACCUUGGGCAAGUCAUCUCUUCUGUAAAAUGACAAAGGCAUUCCUACCCUGUACUGACAUGCUAUAACUUUAUGUGUAUAUAAAGAACAUAGGAAACUGAUAAGAGAAACCAUGAAGUUAAAAGGUAUGAUAACAAAUACAAUACUUGAUAUAGAUACCACUAUUGUCACAAUAUUUUAAAAUCAUUUCUUUCUGAAACUGUUUAUUAUAAUUACAAAGUCAGCAUCCAACUGGCUGUAAUUUUAAAUUGCCAAAUUUGGCAGGUUUGCUGCUCUCAAAAUGAACCUUAAGACAUUACAUUUAUCAAUAACACUUCCCCCAACAGAUUUUAUUUAUUCUAGUAAAAGGUUUUAUUUUCUUUCCCACUUCUUUGACAUAUACUACCCAUUCAAAAAUUACAACUACUGUUCUGUUUUUGAGACAAGGUCUCAUGUAGUCCAGGCUGGCCUAUGUAGCCAAGGAUGGCCUUUAACUCCUGAUCU
Mus pahari (shrew mouse) is the source of this 3557-nucleotide messenger RNA. It is a transcript of the gene Gpr155, whose product is annotated as G protein-coupled receptor 155. The transcript has 17 exons. The record is from RefSeq and is a predicted model, not a curated record. Lineage: Eukaryota; Metazoa; Chordata; Mammalia; Rodentia; Muridae. Gene Ontology annotation, cellular component: membrane. Bases 404 to 3010 code for a protein of 868 amino acids. Gene Ontology annotation, biological process: intracellular signal transduction; transmembrane transport.